This is a messenger RNA of Colletotrichum aenigma, 1962 nucleotides long. RefSeq names its product putative lipase. Bases 1 to 1962 code for a protein of 653 amino acids. The transcript has 6 exons. The record is from RefSeq and is a predicted model, not a curated record. Lineage: Eukaryota; Fungi; Ascomycota; Sordariomycetes; Glomerellales; Glomerellaceae.
AUGCCUAUCCCUUUCAUCGGCCGGCUAAACAUCGUCGAGUAUGUGGCUUUGGUGGGGUCUUUUCUGCUGGUAGGACUCGAGGCUAUCAUCCGCGUCCUGACCUUGGCUCUACCCUCGCCGCUCAUCUCGCUCUUCUAUGUGGCUUCCCGUCGACUGUUUAACCGAUUCUCGACGCCGGCGCAUAAACGCGCAGAACAGCGCAAGAAGUCCAUCUCGACCAAUGUGAGGGACGCCUCCGACUUUGUUGAUCUCUGCCGGUUAUACGGGUACGAGGCCGAGGAGCACGUCACGCAGACCAAGGAUGGCUUCCUGUUGGGUCUCCACCGCCUGGCUUGGAGGAAGGGCGAGGAGGGCCAAAGGAUCAACUGCGGCCCAGGCAGCGUGCAGAAGAAAGUCGUAUAUCUGCAUCACGGGCUUCUCAUGAACUCGGAGGUCUGGGUCUGCUUGACCGACGAGCAGAGAUGUCUUCCGUUCGUGCUUGUCGAGAAGGGCUACGAUGUUUGGCUCGGCAACAACCGCGGUAACAAGUACUCAAAGAAGUCGGUUUCUCACUCGCCAAAGUCUCUCGAGUUCUGGAAUUUCUCCAUUGACGAGUUCGCCUUCCAUGACAUUCCCGACAGCAUCGCUUACAUCCUCGAGGCCACCGGCCAGGAGAGUCUGUCAUACAUUGGCUUCUCCCAGGGAACCGCUCAGGCUUUUGCUACCUUGGCCAUCCACCCCAAGCUGAACCAGCAGGUCAACGUUUUCAUCGCCUUGGCGCCAGCAAUGUCUCCUGCCGGUCUUUCCAACGGUAUCGUAGACGCACUAGUCAAGGCGUCGCCGCAAGUUCUGUUCCUCCUCUUCGGUCGUCGAUCGAUUCUCAGCUCCGCCACCAUGUGGCAGUCCAUUCUUUACCCGCCGAUUUUCGUUCGAGUAAUCGACGUCGGUCUUUCCUUUUUGUUCAACUGGCAGACGAAGAACAUUUCUCUCAGCCAGAAACUCGCGGCUUACCCCCAUCUAUACUCGUUCACCAGCACAAAGAGUGUGGUCCACUGGUUCCAGAUCAUCCGCAACAAGUCCUUCCAGAUGUACGACGACGACGUCCACCCUCCCGUGUCCAUCAGCUCGUCCAGCAAGUAUACCAAGGUCGCCAAGUACCCGACUCGCAACAUCAAGACCCCUAUUGUGCUUGUCUACGGCGGCAGCGACUCCCUCGUCGACAUCAAGGUCAUGCUCAAAGAACUUCCGAGUCAGACUGUAGCCACCGAGAUCCCCCACUACGAGCACCUCGACUUCCUUUGGGGCCGCGACGUCGAUGCCCAAGUCUUCCCGCACGUUUUUGAUGCCCUCGACAGCUUCACCGACGCACUUCACUCCAAGGAGGAAUACGCCCGCUACCAGCUCGCAAGACAGGAGAGCCUCCUCGGCUCCGGCAACGCGUACCGCCACGCCCAUAAAGACAGCGACGUCUCCGCCAGCGACACGUCGAACGCGGUGGAUGAAAUCCAGCCCAGAAACGGUACGGACAGCCCGCUUUCAUACAAGUCUCGAGACCGACCGUCCGGGAUCCCCUCGCCUUUCGGGACGACCCGCACGAAUAGCAAUAUGAGAACUCCGUAUUCGCAGGUCGCCGCUAACGACGACGAUGUACCUUCUUCACCAGACAGACCUGACAGCCGCGCUACGAACCCCGACGACAAGGAGGACGGCAGCUUACUGAAGCCCACCCGCGAGUCACCGACGGCGAAGCUCAAGGGCAUCGGCGUGAGGAGGGGCAGCGGAGGCAGCAGCCUGAGCUUGGAUAGCAUGCGCGAGGGCAAGGGGAUCAGUCUGGGCACGAGCAAGGCCCUCGGGGGCGUCGUGACGAAGAGCGGGAUCGAUGCCAAGGGGCUGGGUAAUGCGGGUGUGGAGGAGGUCAAGGGCGGGAAGAAGAAAAAGCGUGUCACCGUGGCGCCGUACGAGCAAGAGGAUAUUGACGAUUAG